GCAUUUUCUGGAAACACAAAUGCAGACAGUGUCGUAUACUAUAAGCUUCAGCAUUCCAUUAAAGCAAGAUUUAUCCGUUUUGUGCCUUUGGGCUGGAAUCCAAACGGCAGAAUAGGAAUGCGCAUUGAACUGUAUGGAUGCACAUACAGGUCCGAGGUGGUUGGCUUUGAUGGCAAGAGCUGUCUAAUUUAUUCACUUAAACAAAAACUCAUGCAGAGUGUACUGAAAGAUGUGAUUUCUCUGAAGUUUAAGACAAUGCAAAGUGAUGGAAUUCUCCUCCACAGAGAAGGACAAAAUGGAGACCAUAUCACCCUGGAAUUAAUUAAGGGGAAGCUGUCCCUACUCAUUAAUUUAGGUGAUACUAAAACUCAUCCUUCUAAUGCCCAAAUUAAUAUUACACUGGGCAGCCUUUUGGAUGAUCAGCACUGGCAUUCUGUUCUCAUUGAGCACUUUAACAAUCAAGUAAACUUUACAGUGGACAAACACACUCAUCACUUUCAUGCAAAAGGAGAAUUCAGUUAUUUGGACAUUGAUUAUGAGCUCAGCUUUGGAGGGAUCCCAGUGCCUGGAAAAUCAGGGACAUUGUCACGCAGAAACUUUCAUGGGUGUUUUGAAAAUAUUUAUUAUAAUGGAGUGAACAUUAUUGACCUGGCCAGGAGGCAUAAAUCUCAGAUCUACUUUGUGGGCAACAUGUCCUUCUCAUGUUUAGAGCCACAGGUGGUUCCUGUUACAUUUCUGAGCUCCAGUAGUUACUUGGCACUACCAGGCAUAUCAGGGCAAGAUGAGUUAUUCAUCAGUUUCGAGUUUCGCACCUGGAACAAGGAAGGAAUUUUAUUAUCUAGCAAAUUACACCAGAUUUCAGGUGGUUUCCUCUUAUAUCUGAGUGCUGGGAGAAUUAAAGUCAGUCUUCAAACACCAGGAAAAGCACUGAGUGAUAUCACUGCAGGUUCUGGAUUAAAUAAUGGCCAGUGGCAUUCUGUCUCCUUCUCUGUCAAAAGGAAUCGUAUCAAUGUAAUAGUUGACAAUGACGUGACCUCAUCUGCUCAUGCCUUCACACCUCUGCAAAUUUAUUCAGGAGAUACUUUCUACUUUGGAGGCUGUCCUAGCAGUGGAAACAUUUCUGAAUGUAAUACCUCAUUUGGUGGCUUUCAAGGAUGCAUGCGACUCAUUUCCAUUGGUCACAAAGCAGUGGAUAUGAUCUCAGUUCAGCAAAAUAUUUUUGGCUAUUUCAGUGACCUUCAGAUAGAUUUAUGUGGCAUUAUAGACAGGUGUUUGCCUAAUUACUGUGAACAUGGUGGUGAGUGCUCACAGUCCUGGAACAGCUUCUACUGCAACUGUGCCAAUACUGGUUACGAGGGAGCUACUUGCCACUAUCCCAUCUAUGAGCAGACAUGUGAAGCCUAUAAGCACAGAGGGAACACUUCAGGCUUUUACAAUAUUGAUUCAGAUGGAAGUGGCCCCUUGGGACCAUUUCUUGUUUACUGUAAUAUGACAGAUACAACGUGGACAAUUAUACAGCAUAACAACACCAACCUAACCAGAGUCAAAAGUGCUAAUCGAGAGAACCCCCACACUGUGUUUUUCAAGUACUCUGGCAGCCUAGACCAGCUUCAGGCUACAAUUAACAAUGCAGAGCACUGUGAACAGGAGCUUGCUUACCACUGCAAAAAGUCAAGGCUGUUAGAUAAGCCAG
This is a messenger RNA of Merops nubicus (carmine bee-eater), 1693 nucleotides long. RefSeq names its product contactin-associated protein-like 4. NCBI's taxonomy places the organism in Eukaryota, Metazoa, Chordata, Aves, Coraciiformes, Meropidae. Gene Ontology annotation, molecular function: calcium ion binding. The record is from RefSeq and is a predicted model, not a curated record. The annotation marks the transcript as partial. The transcript is spliced from 10 exons.